GGGGAGAGGGCGGGAGAGAGAUCGGGAGAGUGAGGGAGAGAGAUGGGAGUGGCGGCUGGAAAAAUGAGGGUGAGGGGAGGGAUGAUCAUCUCCCUUAUAUAGGGCUAGGGCUUAUAAUGAUAAUAAUAUUAAUAAUAAUAAUAAUAAUCCAAAUUAUUCAUAAACGAACGGGGCGUUACAAUGAUCUAUACGGCGGACGAUGCAAGAUUUUCACCGAUCAUAAAAGCCUACAGUAUAUUUUCACUCAGAAGGAGCUCAACAUGAGACAACGCCAUUGGUUAGAACUCGUUAAGGAUUAUGAUUGCACGAUUCAGUACCAUCCGGGGAAAGCGAAUGUCGUUGUUGAUGCCCUAAGCCACAAGGUGAAGGGUGACUUGACGUAUGUCGUUACUCAACAGAGACAAUUGAUUCAGGA
Messenger RNA from Striga hermonthica, 415 nucleotides. Lineage: Eukaryota; Viridiplantae; Streptophyta; Magnoliopsida; Lamiales; Orobanchaceae. The record is from the annotation of a GenBank genome assembly.